ACCCGAUAGGUUUGCUAAAAGUAAACAAUCUGAUAUUAUUUUAGGGUGAUAAGUGAUAAGAACUCACUGCUCUGCACUGGAUUCCACUCCAUUUCAAAAUGGAGGGCAGCCACUGGCUGAACUGGUGUCGCCUGUGCGCCAAGGAUGACGCCCAUGGCAAUGUGAAGGUGCAAAUGAGUGGGAACUCGCAGGGAACCUGGGACAAUGUUCUUAUAAUGGCAAUUCGAAAGUACUUUGAGGUGCACAUGGCAAUGGAGGACGAGCUGAGCAACGUACUGUGCACCGAGUGUUAUACACUUAUCAGCGAACUAAUCGAUUUCGCCGAGCAUGUUCAAAAAGUUCAAGCCAUUUUCCAGGUCCUGCGUCGCACGGAAUCGGAACCCGGGAAGUAUCUGAAUGCGGCUGAGCUGCGUCAGCAGUAUGGACUUUGCGAGGGCGACUGGACGCACAUCAUUAAGCCCAUGCAGGUUCAAGAAAUUGACUCUGGCCAGGAUGCCAGCGAAACCCUCCAGAAAGAAGCCAAAGUAUUAAACGAAUCUCCUUCAGCGGUGGAUACAUGCCUGGAAAGCGAAAUAUCAGAGAAGGAAACAACUCCUCACCCAACUGAAAUCCAAAACAGCCUGCCAACUGAGAUACCCAAACAGGAAUUCAUUGACAUCGGUCCCAAUCUGUUAGAGAAGAACACAAAUCAGCUGGACAUGGACGAUGUGCUAGUUGAAAUGCCUGAAGGGGAGCUAUCCGAAUCCCGCGUGGAUGGUACAGCCUCUCCCGUUUUCCAGGAGCAGGAUGUCAAACCAGAAAUGUUGGACAGCUUUGACGAAUUCCUGCCCGAAGGAAGCCAGCAAAUGAAUCUCGUCGUUUUGACAGCCGCACCAAAUACCCCAGACUCCAGGGCAGAGGAAAAGACCAAACGGGGACGCAUGAAUUGCGAGAGAUGUGGCAAGAUAUACAGGAAUCGCGCCUCCUACGAGAAGCACUUGGAACGCGCGUGCCGCAGGAUCGAGCGGCGGGUGAAAGUGGAGAAGGGAACUACCACCUGUGAUAUCUGCGACAAGAAACUGUCCUCCGCCACCGCCCUAAAGCACCACAAAGAGGGUAUACAUCAGAAUGUUAAGCCAUAUAUAUGCGAUGGUUGCGGCAAACAAUUGAAGACAAUUACUGCGCUAAAUGAGCACAAGCUUGUGCACACCGAUAACCGUCCAUUCGAGUGCACCGUUUGCAAGGCGGGCUUUAAGAACCGAUCUCGCCUGAAGGCCCACCAUCAAAUCCAUGCGGAGCCCAGUUUUGUCUGCAACAUUUGCGGCAAGAAGUUGCAAACGCGUCGCACCUGGAACAUGCACAAGCUGGUGCACAGCGAGGAGCGGCGCCUGAAGUGCGAUGUUUGCGGAGCGCUCUUCAAGCGCUCCAAGACCCUCAAGACCCACCUGCUAAGUCACACGGGAUUGCGACCUUACGUUUGCAACUAUUGCGGCAAGUCCUUCGCCUGCAACGCCAACUGCAGGUCGCACAAGCUCAAAAAACAUCCGCAGGAAGUUCAGCAGGAGGAUGGCGCAAAGCUCUCCUCGCGCUUGAAUGUCCCCACGCUGGAAGAACUUCGUGUUAUGACCCAAAAACUACCGAAGGGAACAGUCUAAGAUGGUUUAUUUUAAGAAAGAAAAAUGUUUUAAUAUUGUUUAACUUUACACAAAUGAAAUCUCAAUAUGAGAUUAAACAGAAGAUGUAUGAUAAGGAUCAUAAAGUAACUUUACUGACUUAUUUUAA
Molecule: messenger RNA, 1761 nt
Organism: Drosophila subpulchrella
Lineage: Eukaryota; Metazoa; Arthropoda; Insecta; Diptera; Drosophilidae
Product: zinc finger protein weckle
Exons: 3
Coding region: 99-1634 (511 amino acids)
Biological process (GO): regulation of transcription by RNA polymerase II
Cellular component (GO): nucleus
Molecular function (GO): DNA-binding transcription factor activity, RNA polymerase II-specific; zinc ion binding; RNA polymerase II cis-regulatory region sequence-specific DNA binding
Source: RefSeq, a predicted model, not a curated record